Messenger RNA from Synchiropus splendidus (mandarinfish), 5862 nucleotides. RefSeq names its product solute carrier family 6 member 5 (gene slc6a5). Gene Ontology annotation, molecular function: glycine:sodium symporter activity. Gene Ontology annotation, biological process: glycine import across plasma membrane; synaptic transmission, glycinergic; sodium ion transmembrane transport. The transcript is spliced from 16 exons. Gene Ontology annotation, cellular component: membrane. NCBI's taxonomy places the organism in Eukaryota, Metazoa, Chordata, Actinopteri, Syngnathiformes, Callionymidae. The record is from RefSeq and is a predicted model, not a curated record. The coding region runs from base 104 to 2416 and encodes 770 amino acids.
GACGAGCUGUGCACUUGCUUCUUUGCGCGUCUCAUGAACAGACUCAGCGUUGGUCUUCUCUCCAUUCCUGCUCAUCUGUCCUCCAUCCACAGCCUCAGCCAGAAUGGACUUCCUCGGCCAGAGGGACAUGGCCACGCCGCCGAACAACACCCCCGGUGGCUACAUCCCCACGCAGCAGCCGGACGGAGCUGCGGGACUUGCAGCGGACCCCGCGGCUGCGUGCGCGCCGGCCUCCCCCUGCCAUCAGCCCUCAGCGUACCCGCGGAACGAGGCUAAAACUUUUCCCUCCUCGGAGAAUAAAGACGCGGAAAGUAACAAAGCGUACGGGACGUUUAAAAACCCGGCGCCUCCUGCGCCCGGAUCUGUGAGCGCGAACUCGGCCUUCAGGAAGGAUUCGAGCCCCGGACGUGGAAGCGCAGAGCCACCGCAGCUCCCGACAGUGCGGAACAACUCCACCGCUAACUGGACGCCCAUGAGCCAAACCACCAUCAUACUGGGGACGGACGGGAACACAUCGGUGCAGCCCGGCAGCGUGACGCAGGAUGACGAUGACGAUGAUGAUGGCGGAGAUGAGAAUAAGGCCAGAGGAAACUGGUCCAAUAAAUUGGAUUUCAUUCUGUCUAUGGUGGGAUACGCUGUUGGCCUGGGGAAUGUGUGGAGGUUCCCUUAUCUCGCCUUCCAAAAUGGUGGAGGCGCCUUUUUGAUUCCCUAUCUGACAAUGUUGGGAAUCGCCGGCAUCCCCAUCUUCCUCCUGGAAGUGGCCCUGGGCCAGUUUGCCAGUCAGGGGCCAGUGUCCGUGUGGAAAUGUAUCCCGGCCUUACAAGGUUGCGGGAUUGCCAUGUUGAUAAUAUCUGUCUUGAUAGCCAUUUAUUAUAACAUUAUUAUGUGCUGGACACUGUACUACCUGUUCGCUUCGUUGAAGGGCUCACUGCCAUGGGCUAACUGUAGGAAUGAGUGGAACACGGUGGAGUGUAUGGACAAAGACAUGCUGCUCUUAGAUUCAUGUAUCCUGCGGAAUAAAAGCACGACAUUAAUCAAAGACACAAGCUUCUGUCUGUCUGCUAAUGCCGCGGGAAACUUGACAAAACUCUUAAACAUGACAAGAGAUGGAAAUUCCACCUAUGUAAGCCCCAGUGAGGAAUACUUUAAGUACAAUGUGCUGCACAUCUCCGCUGGCAUUGAAUAUCCCGGAGACAUCCGCUGGCCCCUGGCUGGCUGUUUGCUCCUCGCCUGGUUCAUUGUCUAUGCCUCUCUCGCCAAAGGAAUCAAGUCCUCUGGGAAGGUUGUGUAUUUCACGGCCACUUUUCCCUAUGUGGUUCUGGUGAUCCUCCUGAUCCGAGGAGUGACACUUCCGGGAGCAUUCGACGGUAUUUUAUACUUCAUCACACCGAAGUGGGAGAAACUCAACGACGCAAAAGUGUGGAAGGAUGCGGCCACUCAGAUCUUCUUCUCUCUGUCAGCCGCUUGGGGAGGCCUCAUCACGCUCUCCUCCUACAAUAAGUUCCACAAUAACUGCUACAGAGACACUGUCAUUGUGACAUGUACAAACAGCGCCACCAGUAUAUUUGCUGGCUUUGUCAUCUUCUCUGUCAUCGGCUUCAUGGCACACGAGUUGAAAGUGCCCAUUGAGAAAGUGGCGGACGAAGGUCCUGGCAUAGCCUUCGUGGUGUACCCUGAGGCUCUGACCCGACUUCCCCUGUCACCUUUCUGGGCUAUUAUCUUCUUUCUCAUGCUUCUCACACUUGGCCUGGACACCAUGUUUGCAACAAUUGAGACCAUUGUGACCUCGGUGUCUGACGAAUUCCCCAAAUACCUGAGGAAAUACAAGGCUCUCUUCACUCUGGUCUGCUGCAUCUCCUUUUUCUUCCUGGGGUUCCCCAUGAUCACGGAGAGCGGCAUGUAUAUGCUGCAGUUGGUGGACACGUACGCAGCCUCCUACUCCUUGGUCAUCAUCGCCAUCUUUGAGUUGGUGGGAAUCUCUUACCUUUAUGGGCUCCAGAGGUUUUGUGAUGAUAUCGAAAUGAUGAUUGGAUUUCGACCAAACUUCUUCUGGAGAAUCUGCUGGGCCUUCGUCACUCCAACCAUUCUGACGGGCAUCUUGAUUCUGAGCUUGUACCAGUGGAAGGUGAUGACAUACGAGAACUACACCUACCCCACGUGGUCCAUGGUUAUGGGCUGGCUCAUGGUCAUCUGCUCGGUCAUCUGGAUCCCCAUCAUGUUCGGCAUUAAGAUGUACCUUGCCCCCGGCACCAUUAUGGAGCGCUUGAAGCUGGUCUGCGCCCCUCAACCAGAUUGGGGCCCUUUCCUGAUGAAGCACCGUGGAGAACGCUACAAGAACAUGAUUGACCCACUCGGAACCAACUCUCUGGGCCUCAAGCUGCCUCCCAAGGAGUUACCGCUCGAUUCCUACCAGUAGAAGUUGCCCCUACUCCAAGCUCACAACCUUCAACCCCUUCAGGGCUGCUCAGAGGAGCUUGCUGUCUGACCGGCUCUUCCUCUGCUUCACCCUUCUCUGUCCAUAUUUUACGAUGUGAUCUACACUCUGUGCCUCAUAGUGUCAUGCAAAUAUUGAAUAGGUGCCGGAAAAGGCUUCACCACCGUGUGAGAAGGGUCAUCCCAGGCGGGCAUCCAAUCUAAACUGGAACCACCCACUACCCCAGAACCCUCAAACAGGGGAUCUUUAGCAGAAAAAAUGGGGUCACAACAGCGACACAGCUCAGCCAUGCAUCUGCUAUGAUGAACUUACAGUAGCAGCUCCCUAUAGUCAUAUAUGUGUGUGUGCGUGUGUGUGUUUGUGUGUGUAAGCCGUCUGUGCAAAGAUAAUAGAUCCUCUUGGUGCAAGCAGACAAAGGAAAACAAAAAGAAAAUUGAGCAGCAGUGCAACAAUGGUUCAGUAAGCUUAGCUGGGUUUGUUAUUUUUUCAUUUGUGUGUAAAACGUCCACAGGCAAUACAAAUAAUAAUAUAUAUAUAUAACUGCCUCUGUCCUGAAAAACCCCACACCGUAUAUUGUUUUUAUUCGGUACAGUAUAAAUGUAUUCACUGUAGCUGCAGCUCAAUUUCUAUUUCUUUUGGGGUAAAAAAAACAAACAAAACAAAAACAAACAACAAAACGUUGCCUCCUACAUUUGUGAAAAUAGUGAAUGCAUUCUCACUGUGGUCAGUUUUGUCUAUAUGCUUUGGUCUCAGAUGUGCAGUCGAAUGGAGGCACGGCUCUCCUUUUCCCAGCUUAAUCUGCAGGGAAACUUGUGAAGCCCUCCGUCUACCUUUAUUACAUUGUAACGCUGUCGUAUUUACCUAGAAUUUAAAGUAGAACAUUCACUAUCAUAGCAAGAAAUGUGUCGUAUUUAAUCCUUUAAUUGAGCGAGUUACUGAAACUCUAAAUAACAAUCCGAUAGUCACUGAAUACGUUUUAGCAUUAGUUGAUGUAUCUGUUGUGAAUUUGUCAAGCGCCUUGUGCAACCCAUCUUUACAUUAAACAUGUACUUAACUCUAUAAAUAGGUGAAAAUAUAAACAGCCAAUUUGCUGCUUCUCAUGAAAGGCAGCACUCAUGAGAACAACAGAAUCAAGUGGGUGCCCAUCUUACCUUCACAUCUAGCAGUGUUUUAUCGCAGAAAUAUGUAGUACGUGAGUGUUUGUCGGGUCCUCGCUCUUUGAGAGCAGCUGUUCUAUGAAAGUAGAUGUCCACUAGAUUAGGGAAAAUGGCCCGUGGUACUUCUGUCGGAGUGUACUUGUGUCUCUUUGUUGUUUGUGAUAGCGCUUGUGAGACCUCGUUUCCAUUUCAGACUUCUGCUUCUCUGCGCGUGCUCAUGCUAACAGGGUCUCAGGUAAUAUUGACUCCAACAGGCUACUCCAGGUAGCUGAAGGACUAUUAACGUUCAAGCGCAUAGGAAACAGAGUGUGGAGCCAUGGCUAUGCUUGCUAACAAAACGGAAGUGUGCGAAGAGGAGGUCAGAAUCAGACUCCUCACAUAAAUGCCUCCACUUCUCUGGCAGUUGGUGACGUUGCCAGUGACUAAAUAUGUUUAAUUCCCUGCUGCUAAAUAUUAUUGUCUCACACUGAAGUCGAGCAAUGCUAAAUAAAGAGCGCGGUUCGAGCACCAAAUCAUGAGCGGGGAUGAGCCAAAUAAGCACACUGGUGGGCCGGUUCUUCGACUUCCCCUUUAGCUAAUGUGGUUGAAACAGCACCAGCACCAACAAAUGAGCGGCCAGAGCCUCCCACAGCAGCAACCUGCUGCGCAAACCCAGCUGAAGUGGGACCUGAAUUCUGCUGGCACGGUGACCUUCAAAGCACUUUGGGAAGAAGUCAGCCAUUUGUUUUGAAAUAGUGAAAAUGCAAUUUAAUGCGGACAGUUAAACGCUUCAUCCUAGUAUCGAGCUGCUGCUGCUGCCUUGCCGGCGUUUUGGUUGCUGCAGGAAGAAUGGCAAUAACCGCCGCCGUGAUGGUCACAGGUCUCGCCGACACGUUCUCGAAGCCAUGCCUUUUCACAAAAGAGUAGCGCAAAUACGCUUCCGGAGGUUGAACCAACCCUAUAUUUAAUCACUUAAUGAGCACAAAAGUCAUGUUGUUCUGUAGCUUGCUUGAGAGUGUGUGCUUUUUACGGUUAUAGCUCUGUUUGUGUCACAGUGGUAACAAUGUACAGUUUGUCGGUGUAUGCUUGUGGGUGAGCGUGUGCGUGUUUGCCUCUGUGUUAGUUUCACUGGACUCAACUUCACGGUCACUCACAGUUUGCAUGGCCCGGUCCUCAUAGAUGAUGGCAGAAAGAAGUUUUAAAGGACUUUUAAUCCCCAGAAAAUCCUCUGCCCGAUGCUUCUCUUUGCCUUUUUUGAAGGUGUGACUUCACUCAGACAGAAAAACCUGCAUCUAUUACCGUAGGUGGCCACAAACUAAAUUUGAGGGUUUGAGAAGCUGUUUGGCAUUUGUUCCCAUAAAAUGUUUUGUGGAACUUUUAAAGGAACUUCCAGGGGCGUGAGUAAGAAGUGCAUUAUUUUGACCUUGUGUUGCAUUUCUGGGCUCCUGUUUAGACAGAACUUUAGAACAACGAAGAGCUUGCAUGUGCACUUUGUUUUGAACUUUCUGUCCAUAUGUAAUAAUCCUAUCGCUCCGUAGAAGUGAAAACUGCUGCAUGUUUAGGAGGCUUUUGGGUUGACGUUGAAAAGUUGCUGUUAUCUUUCCCGUUGAAAAAAAAAUAAUACACAAAAAGCACGAAUUAACUUUGCCUAGCAGUAAGCUUUGGGCAGUGACGGUAACCAAAGAAAGAGGAUUGAGAAAAUGGUGAACAGCAACAAAAUGUUAGAAACAAAGGAAUGUGUCAUCUGCAUAUAGAGGUUGAGAUACUGCCAAUCAUAUCCCAUGUAGUGUUCCUCGAUGUUUGCCAAUACGUUACAACACAUCUUCAGGUAACCAUUGGCCUUAUAGUUGUCUCUUAUGGUAGAAUAUUGUAUGUAUUUCAAACAGUAAUAUCAUCCGAUUGCUUAUUGUCUGUCUCAUAUGAUAACAGUACCACUAUUGUUAUUCUGUCUGUCGUGCCUUUUGGCCACUUUAUUGUGCGACCUAUGGAUGCAUAGGUUAAAUUUCUAAUUACUUGAGUAAUGUCAUACAUUUAUGUGCGUUCUAUGUGAGGCACUGCUGCCUAUGGAUAUAGAUAUGUGCCUCCAACAUGACAUACUUUCAUUUGAAAAUAGAGUAUAGAUAUAUGAUAAAUAUGUUUUAAAGUAGGUGUCAGUUGUAAAAAAGAAAAGUAUAUAUAUAUAUAUAUAAAAUAUAUGUGAAAUGCAUUUAUUUAUUUUUAAUGUCAUCAAUCUUUGAGGCUCUACCUCAGAUUUUGUAUUUAUGUAUAGAAAUUCAAUUGGACUAUAGUAUC